AGCGAGCGAGCGAGCGAGGGGAUAUUCCUCUCCCGGCUUGAGUCAGACGCGGGCGGAUCCGUCCUCCCCCGUCCCCUCCCGGGAGACGGGAACUUACUUCAUUUCCCUGGGGCAGGUUCGCCCACGUCGCCCACCCUGCCCCCCACCGCCUCUCCACUCCCCCCCCCACCCCUUCCUCCUCCCGCUGCCGCGCGGCCUCCCCCCCCCCUCCGGACCCGCACCGGCCGACACCCCCUCUUUCGGGGAAAAGGAGGCCGCAGACACCUGGGGGGCCGGGCGGGGGAGGGGGCGGGGGCUCCCUCGCCGCCGCCGCCGCCGCCGGAUCGUUGUCCAACACGUGAGACUCAUGUGAUUGAAGCCGGGGAGGGCGGGCAGGUCCUCCUUCCCUCCCCGGCCGCGGCCAGACGUGCCUGGAGUCACAGGGUUGAACACGUAGCUCCCACCCACCCACUCGCUCCCAUUUAACCCAGCCCGCAGCCUCUCCUCCAGUACUCCCCGGCUCGGCCCCCCCCUCUCUCCUCCGCCCCCCCCUCCCGGCUCCCGCCCUCCCGCCUCCCUCCCCGCCCGCCCCACUCCUCAUUCACUUGGCUCGCACGGUGCAGACCGCGCUCGGAGCACACACCGCCAGUCCGUGCGCAGAGCCGGAGCGCCGCGGAGACCCCGGGCCAUGCACGCCCCCCGCUGACGCGACCACCGCCACGCCAGCCGCGAGCUUCGGGCAGAGCCCCGCGCGUCCCCGGGAGCUCCGGACUCCGCGGGACCCUCCGCCGAGAGAUCCCCCCCCCCCAUCUCCUCCUCGUCUUCUCCCCGAAAACCCCUUCCGGGACGGUCGGCAGCCGCGAGCAGCGCGCGGUGGCCCCGGUUCGCCGCGCCAUGGAGCGGAUCCCCAGCGCGCAGCCACCCCCUGCCUGCCUGCCCAAAACGCCGGUGCUGGAGCCCGGAGACCUGCCCGGGAUGGACUUCGCCCACAUGUACCAAGUGUACAAAUCGCGGCGGGGCAUCAAGCGGAGCGAGGACAGCAAGGAGACCUACAAACUGCCACACCGGCUCAUCGAGAAAAAGAGACGUGACCGGAUUAACGAGUGCAUCGCCCAGCUGAAGGACCUCCUCCCCGAACAUCUCAAACUUACAACUUUGGGUCACUUGGAAAAAGCAGUGGUUCUGGAACUUACCUUGAAGCACGUGAAAGCGCUAACAAAUCUAAUUGAUCAGCAGCAGCAGAAAAUCAUUGCCCUGCAGAGCGGUUUACAAGCUGGUGAGCUGUCUGGGAGAAGCGUGGAAGCAGGCCAAGAGAUGUUCUGCUCGGGUUUCCAGACCUGUGCCCGGGAGGUACUUCAGUACCUGGCCAAGCACGAGAACGCGCGGGACGUGAAGUCCUCGCAGCUGGUGGCGCACCUGCACCGCGUGGUCUCCGAGCUGCUGCAGGGGGGCCCGGCCAGGAAACCCUCGGACUCGGCCUCCAAAGCCGUGGACUUGAAGGAGAAGCCCGGCUCCCUGGUCCGAGGCUCCGAAGGCCCCGGGAAGAACUGCGUGCCGGUCAUCCAGCGGACUUUCGCCGCCUCGAGCGGGGAGCAGAGUGGCAGCGACACGGACACAGACAGCGGCUACGGGGGGGAGUCGGAGAAAGGCGACCCGCGUGGGGAGCAGCCCUACUUCAAAGGCGAGCACGGGCGCAGGUUCGCCCUGGGAGACCGGGUCAGCACCAUUAAGCAGGAGUCCGAAGAGCCCCCCUCCAAGAAGAGCCGCAUGCAGCUCCCGGACGACGAGGGCCCUUUCCCCGGCGGCGACCUCAUCAGCUCCCCUUUCCUGGCUCCUCACCCACACCAGCCUCCCUUCUGCCUGCCCUUCUAUCUGAUCCCCCCCUCCGCCACGGCCUAUCUGCCCAUGCUGGAGAAAUGCUGGUACCCCACCUCCGUGCCCGUCCUCUACCCGGGCCUCAACGCCUCGGCGGCCGCCCUCACCACCUUCAUGAACCCGGACAAGAUCUCCGCCCCUCUGCUCAUGCCUCAGAGACUCCCUUCCCCCCUGACAGCCCACCCGGCCCUCGACUCCUCCGCCCUGCUCCAGGCUCUGAAACAGAUCCCCCCUUUAAACUUAGAAACCAAAGACUAACCUCUAAGGGAUCGUGCUACUCUCCCUUCCUUCCCUCCUCCCUUCUCCUCCUCCUUCCCCUCUUCCCCCCCCCCCCCCUCCUUUCCAUCC
Perognathus longimembris pacificus (Pacific pocket mouse) is the source of this 2202-nucleotide messenger RNA. It is a transcript of the gene Bhlhe40, whose product is annotated as basic helix-loop-helix family member e40. Gene Ontology annotation, molecular function: protein dimerization activity; RNA polymerase II cis-regulatory region sequence-specific DNA binding; DNA-binding transcription factor activity, RNA polymerase II-specific. The record is from RefSeq and is a predicted model, not a curated record. The transcript is spliced from 7 exons. Gene Ontology annotation, biological process: anterior/posterior pattern specification; circadian regulation of gene expression; regulation of transcription by RNA polymerase II. NCBI's taxonomy places the organism in Eukaryota, Metazoa, Chordata, Mammalia, Rodentia, Heteromyidae. Bases 874 to 2112 code for a protein of 412 amino acids. Gene Ontology annotation, cellular component: nucleus.